AGCAAAACGGAGGAAGCCCGCAAGAUCGUGCUUCUACAGAUGGCUGAUAUCGCGUGGCCCGGAAGUCAGCACCCGGAUCCAACUUGGACUGCUAUGUGGCAGGCAGAAAUCUGUAGAGCCGGGAACAAAAUGAGAGCGCUAAAUUACAGGCUAGUACACUCGAUUGGUGGAUCAGUCUUCGCUGGAGGAUGA
Messenger RNA from Sphenostylis stenocarpa, 192 nucleotides. The record is from the annotation of a GenBank genome assembly. NCBI's taxonomy places the organism in Eukaryota, Viridiplantae, Streptophyta, Magnoliopsida, Fabales, Fabaceae.